ACAAUCGAAAGGACUGCAAGCCCGGUAUGGCUCCUCUCGCUCGAUCUCGUCCAGUAGUACUAUAAAGUAGUAGUGCUUGCUGUACUACUAGUGUACAGUUGAACCGCACUCCUGUUCACGCCUCCGAUUAUGAAGUUCACGUAGGGCUUUAGAGUUAGACAAAAUAAAUCUACCAUCACUGAGACUUUGAGAGGAAUUUGACAUUCUGUCCUUCGUCCUGUUUCUCAAUUUGGAUACCUAGCUCUACUGACUGUCUCGUCUUAAUUAUUUUCGAGCACUAGCACUGUCUGCACUGUGACUUGUGAGUGACGUGACUGCAGCAGUCAUGCCGUCUUUCAAAGUUGCUGACAUCAGCCUGGCAGAGUUUGGCCGCAAGGAGAUAGAGCUUGCAGAGAAUGAGAUGCCUGGUUUGAUGGAGAUGAGGAAGAAGUAUGGACCCAGCAAGCCACUUAAAGGUGCCCGUAUUGCUGGAUGUCUUCACAUGACCAUUCAGACGGCUGUUCUUAUUGAAACUCUCACAGAGCUCGGAGCUGAGGUCCAAUGGUCCAGUAGCAAUGUAUUCUCCACCCAGGACCAUGCGGCUGCUGCCAUUGCCAAGACGGGGGUGCCAGUGUAUGCCUGGAAGGGAGAGACCGAUGAGGAGUUAAUAUGGUGUAUAGAGCAGACAUUGGUGUUCAAGGAUGGUCAACCCUUAAACAUGAUUCUUGAUGAUGGUAGUAACUUGGUCUCCUUGAUUCACAAGAAACAUCCUGAAUUAUUAAAAGGUAUCAGAGGUGCUUCUGAAGAGACCACAGCUGGCAUACACAGUCUUAAUAAGCUUACAAAGGAUGGUAGUCUUAAACUGCCUGUCAUCAACGUGAAUGACUCCGUCACAAAGAGCAAGUUUGACAACCUGUAUGGCUGUCGUGAAUCUCUGGUCGAUGGCAUCAAGAGGGCGACAGAUAUCAUGCUUGCUGGCAAGAUCUGUGUAGUUGCUGGUUACGGUGAUGUGGGUAAAGGAAGUGCCCAGUCCUUGAGAGCUUUCGGUGCCCGUGUACUCAUCACGGAGGUGGAUCCCAUCAACGCUCUUCAGGCUUCCAUGGAAGGUUACCAAGUUACAUCCAUGGAAGAGGCUUGCAAACUGGGCCACAUUUUUGUCACAACCACUGGAUGUCAGAAUGUCCUAAGUGGCCACCAAUUCCUUGAGAUGCCUAAUGAUGCCAUUGUCUGCAACAUUGGACAUUUCAGUACCGAGUUUGAUGUGUCAUGGCUUAACAGAAAUGCAGUUGAGAAGGAUACCAUCAAACCACAGGUGGACCGUUACAAGCUGGAGAAUGGCAGACACAUUAUUGUUCUAGCCGAGGGCAGCCUUGUUAAUUUGGGCUGUGCCAUGGGACACCCCAGCUUUGUCAUGUCUACAUCCUUCACGAACCAAGUCCUGGCCCAGUUAGAGAUUUGGACCGAUACUGGGGCCUAUGGUGUUGGUGUCCAUCGGCUUCCUAAGAAGCUUGACGAAGAAGUUGCCCGUCUUCAUCUAGAUCACCUCGGGAUCAAACUGACCUGUCUUACAGAUUCUCAGUCCAAUUACCUUGGAAUUCCUAAAGAAGGACCCUACAAACCUGAGCACUAUCGGUACUAGCCUUAAGGACUUGGUCAAAAUCUGCCUCAUGAUCAUCAGCUUCUCACUUUUAAUGUAUAUAAGUGAAAUUUUAAAUUACUUCACCAUGAUGGCACCUUGCACUGAUACACAGAAUGUUUUCAUCAAGGGAUAGCUUUGAAGCUGCUGAAAGGGAUUACUCUUCAAGCUUUGGAUUCUUUGAAACAGGUGCAACAAACCUACAACCUCUACCUUUGAGACAGGCCCUGCAAAUGGUAUUGUUAAUAGCCAAAGUUCAAGUAAAAGUAAAAGCUACUACAUUUGAUUUUAGAACAACUCAUCAAGUACAUUCUCAGUCCUGAUCAUUCUUACAAUGUGGGUGAUUGUGACUUUUACCAUGUAUGUUCGAGUGCUGGGACUUUUAGCCUAAAGGAGGACUAAAGUGACCUGUAAACAUAACAGUAGAGGGUUCUCGGUGUAGUGGUUCAGUCACUUGAUUCUUAAAUCCCCCCAGUGCUAAUGUCCUUUGGCAAGGCACUUAUCCACGCGUUCAUCACUCUCCACCCAGGUGUUAAAUGGGUACCUGGUAGGAAGUGAUAGUCAAUGUUAUUAGAUUGGUAUGUGUGCACCGAUAAAACGAUUGCCUGGCCAGGAUACUCCCCAGGGAGUGGAGAUGGUGCACUUUUUGUGUGGAACUGUGAUGGCCCCUAUGACUAAUAAUUACAAUGUAAAGCACUUGGAAACCAAUGUAUGAAGCACUAUAUAAAUGUAACUAUUAUUAUUUCUAUUAUUAUAUUCUCAAUAAUAUUAUUACUUAAAAAUUGAAAUUUGGACAAUAGAAGUUUCUAGGCUCUACACAUCCUUGGUUCUAAUGAUUAAAGUGAUUGAUAAACACUUGAGAUUUCAUAAUUCAAAUAGAUAUUUUUGGAUGCCAGAAAAAUAUUGGCACAGGCUCUCAAGAUUUCUGUAAUUCAUAUUCUCUUUCAGGAUACUGCCAAUUCUUCAAAAUGGCCCUCAUUUUUUAAAACAGGAUCAAAUUUGUUUGAUUUAUCUGUAUAUAUUUAUUAUAUAUGAUAUUUAUUAAAUAAAGUUUUUGAGAUUUUUUGUAUUAGAUCCUUCAAAUAUUGCACAGGAACUAUAAAAAUGAUUGAAAUUUAUGAUUCAAAAUUCUGCAUUCCUAUUUGUAAUUGGUAAUAUUGUAGCAUAAUUACGGGACUAGCGGGGUAGCGUUCUACUUCUCAGGCGUUCUCACAGAACCCAAUUCACGUCUCUCGAAUAUCUCACUCUCUCGAUCAGAUUCUAUCACAUUGGUAUAUUGUGCAAGCAACCCAUGUGACUCACCAUAUGUGUCUCUCAAUCCUUUAUCAUUCACACCCAAAUGAAACUAGAACAAGGUAAAGGGAAUCUGACGAGAUAUCUGAAAUGAAUUAUAAUGACUUUGAUCUGAGUACUUUUCUUGACACGCCUUCUCUUUAUGACAGCUCAUCACAAUCUGCCAAAAUUAUACUGCAGUCACAUUUUACUCGCCACCCGGCCCUCUACAGGUCGUAAGCCAGUUAUGUUACAGUAUAAUAUGAGACAAUUUUUUGUUCACAUCAGACCCAUAAAUAUGUGAAAGAUUAUUAUUAGGUUGUUAAAGGUAGAGUAAGUAAAUUUAUUAUUUCAUGUAAAACUGCUUGGUUUUAUUUUGUAAGUACAUGGUAUUGAACAUUUUGCAGGAGGUUGAUGGACUUGGACAAAAAUUUUGUAAAUUUGAUUUGAAUUAUUAAAUGAAAUGUUAUACUGUAUAUGUAAAUAGAAACACUAAAGUAUUUAAUUUUUGUUAAAUAAGAUUGAUAUAUUUUUGACAUAAUCUGAAAUAUAAAAAAUCACCACAAAUCAUGAUUACUUAUUUGUUAGGAGCUAUGUACAAUAAAAACUAUUUAAUUGCGUUACAUCAAAAGUAUGAGCAAGUAUUUAGCAAUAUAAAUGGUUGAAUAUGUGUGGUUAAUGUCUUUGUGCCUUAAAAGCUUGGAAAAUAAAUCAUAUAAUUAUUUUUUUGCAUG
Molecule: messenger RNA, 3621 nt
Organism: Lytechinus pictus (painted urchin)
Lineage: Eukaryota; Metazoa; Echinodermata; Echinoidea; Temnopleuroida; Toxopneustidae
Product: adenosylhomocysteinase A-like
Exons: 8
Coding region: 326-1618 (430 amino acids)
Biological process (GO): L-methionine cycle
Cellular component (GO): cytosol
Molecular function (GO): adenosylhomocysteinase activity
Source: RefSeq, a predicted model, not a curated record